This is a messenger RNA of Ceutorhynchus assimilis (cabbage seed weevil), 837 nucleotides long. Lineage: Eukaryota; Metazoa; Arthropoda; Insecta; Coleoptera; Curculionidae. The record is from the annotation of a GenBank genome assembly.
AUGGCGAAACGACUACCAAAAACCACUCACGUUCAAUAUGAGGAGCUGCUUCAAUUCAUUAAAAAUAAUAGAAUAAUUUUAUCUGGGAAAACCAAACCUCUGGAAGGAAAAAAAAUUAACAUUUUAUGGGAACAGUUUGCUGCCGAAAUAAACAGCAAAGGUUGCGGACCCUUAAAAACUGCUGAACAGUGGAGAAAUAUUUGGAACGAAUGGAAGACUAAUACAAAACGUAAAAGUAGAGCCAUUCAACAGUCCCUAAUAGGAACAGGUGGCGGUCCUCCAACUUCGAAAGCCCUUACGGAUUUGGAGAGACAAUUGUUAGAGCUCAUAUCCUUUAUUCAUUUAGGCGAUCCUGAUGUGAUGGACACCUUGACUAUAAAGAAAUCUUCAGAGGAACCAAUAUCGGUGUUGGGGAUAUAUGAAAAUGUUACCCCAAUAGCAAACCAAGUCGAUGAAGAUCUUGUAACAUUGCAUGAAACUGAAACACCCAAAAAAAAUGUAGAAAAUAUCAAUGGUCUAGAACCUUUGCAACAUGAGAAUCAACCAGUAAUAGACACGAUCUUGGAAACGCCAAGAAAAAAAAAGAAAAUAAAUACUCAGGACACAAGAUAUUCAAAUAGUAUUCUAUCAAAUGCAUGUGAGAGUUAUGCCGAGGCACAAAAAAACACCUUGGAGUCAAAAAAAUUGGAAGCUUCAGGGUUAAUUCAAAUAAGCAAAGCUUUGGAAAAAAAUGCCGCUGCCUUAGAAGAAAAAAAUAGAAUAGAGUUGAUGAAACUAAAAUUGGAAUAUCUUAAACAUUUUACAAAUUUGGAUAAUUUUUCAGAACUUGAAAAUUAG